AUGGACAUACCCGAUAUUCCAGAUGACCGUCCACACAAGACAAGCUCGGUGCUCUCCUACGCGCCGACGAUUGUUCUUGAUGAGGCUGCGCAGGAUGCGGAGCUUCGCGAUAACCCCCUCAGCCAGGACCUGCACGAGGUUCCCAAUGGCACAAAUCAAACCGUUGACGGAAAAUUUCAGCAGCUUGAUCUCAACGGCGAUAACUAUCUUACUUCACCCAGUUCACCAAGUGACCUAAACUCGAAAACCUCCCUGAAGUCGGUUCGUCGCAACUUCUACAUCAAUGAACUUCCGCUUCUCCAGGCGACAAACCCGUACGAUGGAUCCGACCAAUUCAAUCCAUUCAAUGAGGGAAGCGAAGACGGCUUCUCUUACGAUCUCGUGGCGCCGUACGAGGGCGACAUGCCUCCUCUCCACGGCCUCGAGCGCCAAGCUGAUGCAAUGUUCUCGGCGGAGCAUAUGCUGGUCAUCCUCAACGAUCCGCGGUACUUGGCACGCUUCCGGGAGUUUCUUGUCGUGGAACGCCCAAGGUCAAUUCCGACCUUGACUUACUAUCUCAAUGCCUGCAAGGCACUGAAAGCUAUUCAAUAUGCCAACGCGCUUGUACGACUAUCGGUCGAUGUGCCGACGGCCGGAAUAGAGACGGCCCAGAAGCCUGUGGGGUUCACGACGAAUUCCGCCCUUGAAGUUCGCGUGCAGGACGCGCUGAACGCUCUCACAGGGGAAGAGUUACCCGCUUUUAUUACUUCUACUUGCAUCAAUAUCACUAGUAAGGUAGUCGAGGAGCGAGUGCGAGGAACACUCCCCGAUAAGUUCCAAGGAAUGUCCGACGCGUUGGCGGAAGUCUUUUGCCUAACAGAUCCGUCACGACCGGAUAAUCCCAUUAUUUUUGCUUCGGGAGAGUUCCAUCGCACUACACAAUAUGGCAUGGAUUACGUGCUUGGGCGAAAUUGCCGGUUUUUGCAAGGCCCAAAGACAAAUCCCAAUAGCGUACGACGCAUUCGAGAAGCUAUUCAUGAGGGUCGUCAUCAUUCCGAAUUGUUCCUCAAUUAUCGUCGUGAUGGCUCCCCUUUCAUGAACCUUCUGCAAUGUGCGCCGCUCUGUGACAGUCAAGGCAAGAUUCGCUAUUUUAUCGGUGCUCAAAUCGAUGUUUCUGGGCUGGCAAUGGAAGGAGCACAGAUGGAAUCGCUUCAAAACUUGAAAUUGGAAAAAGAUGUAUCUGAAGAAACUGACGAUGCGUCUGGGCGAAAGCCCCUCCCAACAAAAUCAGAAUUCCAACAACUUGGAGAAUUAUUCAGUCCCCGUGAGCUGCAGAAUGUGCAUAACUACGGUGGUAACUUGUUCCAUCCAGUCGUGGAUAAACUCAACUCAACAAACAGUCGAUUAUGGCUUCAAAGUCCCGAAAAUGAAGCAGAGAUUAGACUAGGUGGAGUUCAGUCGCCUAUUUCUACUAGAGGCUCCUUAACCGGUGUAUAUAAACAUUAUCUUCUUGUUCGACCAUAUCCCUCCCUUAGAAUCCUUUUCACCUCGCCUUCUCUCCAGAUCCCGGGCAUGCUACAGUCCUCUUUCCUUUCACGAGUCGGUGACACUGGGGAAAAGCGUGACAGGAUUUUACAUGCUAUGAUGGCAGGUCGCAGUGUCACGGCACGGAUUAAGUGGGUGACACGCUUUAGCGACCAAGGUCGACAUCGAUGGAUCCAUUGUACUCCGCUAUUGGCGAAUAAUGGUGAAGUAGGUGUUUGGAUGGUGGUCGUGAUUGACGAUGAGGAUGAACAUCUUGUACAAUGA
Messenger RNA from Penicillium macrosclerotiorum, 1788 nucleotides. RefSeq lists its product as uncharacterized. Gene Ontology annotation, cellular component: nucleus. The record is from RefSeq and is a predicted model, not a curated record. NCBI's taxonomy places the organism in Eukaryota, Fungi, Ascomycota, Eurotiomycetes, Eurotiales, Aspergillaceae. The coding region runs from base 1 to 1788 and encodes 595 amino acids. The transcript has 5 exons.